AUGAAGGUCACCGUUCUGGUGCUCUCGAUAGCACUUUUCUCUGAAAGCACUCUCGCCGUCUGGGGCUUGAGCAAGCACCUCUACAAUAAAUGGCAUGAAACUGAACUUGAGCGAUGGCUCUCUGACCACAAUGUCCCAUAUCCCACCCCGGCUGACCGUAAAGACCUCGAAAACUUGGUCAAGGAAAACUGGGAGGGAUACGUCGUCACACCAUAUGACCGUUGGGACACUCAACAACAAAUUGAAUGGCUCAAGCAAAAAGGUGUCGAGGUCAACCAAAAGGAAGCUGAAAACGCGGACUGGUUGAAGAAGCAGAUUCAGGCCAAGUGGUAUGAAACUGAAGCUACCGCCGAAGAUAGCUAUGGAGACGUCAAGUCUUGGUUGUUUGAAACCUGGACCGACUCCCAACUCAAGUCGUUCCUCGAUUAUCAUCACAUCCCAAGCCCUAAGCCACGAACUCGUGAUAGCCUCUUGUCUACUGCUCGCGCCAACUACGCUACUAUCGCCCAAAAGGCCGAUGAAACUGCCGCCUACCCUGGCGACUGGGUCUUUUCACAAUGGUCUGAUAGUGACUUGAAGAAAUGGCUUGAUGAGCAUGGUUACCAUGUCUACCAAGGUAGCAAACGUAAUGAACUUAUUGCUGCCGUUCGUCGUAGCUCCCGUCAAGCUAGCUUGAAGACCACCGACAUCAAGGACACUGUCGCCCAGAGUAUAUUCAAUUCCUGGUCCGAAAGUGAACUUAAGGAAUGGCUCGACAAGAACAACAUUAAGGCUCCACAAAAUGGUAAGCGUGAUGAGCUAGUCGCCCUCGCUCGUCGAAAUGUUGCCAGUCUUACUGGUGAUACUUUCUCUGCUUCGGUUACUUCUGCCUAUAAGGCUUAUGGUUCUGCUACCGGAUCCUUGGGAGCUCGUGUCACCGCGGCUACUGAUGCCGCCGCCGCUUCCGCAAAGUCCGUUGCAAAUGCUGCUACCAGCGUUGUUGCCGAUUAUACUGCCUCAGCUACUGAUGCCGCUUAUGACUACGCCAUUGGAGCCCGUGACAACAUCUACGACGGUGUUACUGGCACAUACCACAGCGCUGCUGAUAAGGUUCUCGAGUCUUGGUCUGAUAGCCGACUCAAGGCUUAUCUUGAUGCCCGUGGUGUCCCUGUUCCACAGACCGGUAAGAGAGACGAAUUGGUUGCUCUUGCCCGCCUGCACAAAUAUAAGGCUGCUCGUGGUUAUAAUGCGUGGACUUUUGAUACAUGGACCGUUGACAACUUGAAGACAUGGCUCCAAGGCCAAGGACAGGCAGUUUCUGAAGGAGCUACCAACUCUCGUGACGAACUCGUUGCCUCUGCCCAAGCUGCCUAUGCCUCUGCCUCUUCUGCCGGUGGAGACGCCUACGCUACUGUUACUUCCGCUCUCGCCCAAGCAACCGACUACGUCAAGGACAAUACCUUCGAAACCUGGUCUGACAGUGAAUUGAAGGCUUACCUCGAUUCCUAUGGUGUUCGUACUUACCAGGGUUCUAACAAGAAUGAACUUAUCGCCCGAGCCCGCCGAUGCCGAAAGAUCUUUGAAGGUGGAUGGAGAGAGGAGACCGCCUUCGAGAAGUUCCAGAGGCUUGGAUGGAAUACCUGGGGUAAUGCUAUGUAUUAUCUUGGAGUUGGAAAGGGAAAGGCCGAUGUCUACGCUAACGAGGCCGCUGGAGCUGCAAAGAAGGCAGCUAGUGCCGUUAAGGAAGAGUUGUAA
Molecule: messenger RNA, 1734 nt
Organism: Orbilia oligospora ATCC 24927
Lineage: Eukaryota; Fungi; Ascomycota; Orbiliomycetes; Orbiliales; Orbiliaceae
Exons: 4
Coding region: 1-1734 (577 amino acids)
Source: RefSeq, a predicted model, not a curated record